Molecule: messenger RNA, 1368 nt
Organism: Stylonychia lemnae
Lineage: Eukaryota; Ciliophora; Spirotrichea; Sporadotrichida; Oxytrichidae
Source: the annotation of a GenBank genome assembly
AUGAAAGCCUCAGCAAAUAUGAGGCUAUAUGAUUUCAAGGAAGUUGGAAGGUCUAUACCAAAGAACAUUCUCAAAAGUGAGAAGUUUUAAAAGCCCCCUCUCCCUCCCCUUAGAAGUAAGAAGACUUAAGAUGAAGUUGAGAACAACGAUAGGAAUUUGCCAGAAAUCUAGUAAUCAAUUAGUGUGUAAAAUAAAGAGACGAAUAUGUCUACCCUGAAUCCAGAGUAGACAGAUAAAAAUAUAUAAGAUUAGUAAAAAAUAGUCAAGCAAAUGGAAAUCAUUCAACAAUAAAUGAAUAAUCAAAGUACUAGUUUCAAAAGACGAUUUCCCAAGAAUGUUAAAACUGGGGAAGAGGACAUUUGGCAAGCAUUAUCAAAGCAUUAGAUGGAAGUAGUUAACAAAAACUAUCACGAUUAGUAGUAGAGGAAAGUUAAAAACUAAUAGUUGUACAAAUUGGAGCUAGAUAGGUAAAUUGAGAUAAAGAAGAGAGCAAAUAGCGCAUAAAAUAUAAGAAAAGAAGCUAGGCAGUAUUCUGAAGGAGUUACUUUAAAUAAAAAUAAUGAAAUAUUGCAAAGUACUAUGCAGCCAUCAGAGAGCUAAUGCCCUGAUCCAAACAAUCAACAAAACAGGCUGAAUUAGAUCAAUGAUUAAACCAAAUAAGAGGAUGAACUGGCUAAGUUUGGAUUUAAAAGAGAACCAAUUGAUAUAGACAUGAUCAGAAAGUAACUAAUAAAGGAUAAGCUUAAUAAAUUUACCAAGUAAAAAAUCUAGAAAGCCGUUUUAGAUUAGCAAUUGAAGGAGAUUCGGCAAAGAAAUUAGCAGCAAGAUAUAGCUCUUCAGAAAUCUCCUUUAAUUUAAAGACAUAAUAAGAGUUAGAUUAUUGAUUAGAAGUCAGAACUGAUAAUUGAUCCUAAUGUGACUGAAGAACUUGAUGCAAAGCACAAUAUAAGAAAUAUACAUAGCUCAUCUAUGACUCGCAAAUAUCAGAUUCAGCAGCAGUAUCUGAGCGCUAUAUAUGAACUGAACAAGCAGAAAUACAAUCAUAACAGAGUCAUCCAGAUGAAAAAGUACCAUGCAGACCUGGAUCUAUAAGUCUAAUAAAGGAAAAAAACAAAAGAUGCUGCCCUUGAUGAACUUGAAAAAUUCAACUAUUAUGACCUUAUGGCUUAUCGGAACUAAGAUUAAAAACUCUAUUCUAAAAUUAUUGGGAUGGAGGACCUAUAACUUAAGGAUAGAUAUUAGAAAUAAAUGGAGAGAGAACUCUUUUAGAUGGAUUACAUGCAGAAUAUCAAUGAUAAGAGCAUGCAAAGUUUAUUACCCUAUGCAAAUAAUCCCAAUUCAAAUAAUCUCACAUCACUUCAAUUGUGA